AAGAAGAAGAAGAAGCAAAAGCUCGUUGCUUUGCAUCUGCAAAAGUUCUCGAGCACAAACAUAUCACGUAUCGCAGACACAGAUCGCUAUCGCUUGGAACACUUGAAGGAGGCUUACAGCAGCGAUGAGCUCAGCUAUUGUGGGUGCCGCAUCGGCGAUUGGCGGUGCGGUGACGGCGGCGACAAGCAACAGUUGGUUCAUACCAAUGCUAAUGGCAGCGGUUGCCUAUUUUCAGUAUGAGGAAAUCAUGGAUCCCGAAUCGAAGCCCAGCGAUGUGAGCAGUGACGACAUAUUGGAUCAUUAUGAUUUCAUAGUGAUUGGCGCCGGUUCGGCCGGUGCUGUGGUUGCCAAUCGCUUGACCGAGGUGGAGAACUGGAAUGUCCUCCUGCUGGAGGCGGGCGGCGAUGAGACCGAGCUAACCGAUGUGCCACUUAUGGCCGGUUAUUUGCAGCUAUCCAAAAUUGACUGGCAGUACAAAACGGAGCCAUCGGGCACAGCUUGCUUGGCUAUGCAAGGCGGACGCUGUAAUUGGCCGAGAGGUAAAAUUUUGGGUGGCAGCUCGGUGCUAAACUAUAUGCUGUAUCUGCGGGGCUCGAAGAACGACUAUGACAACUGGGAGGCGAUGGGCAAUCCCAGCUGGUCGUAUCGCGAUGCGCUCUACUAUUUUAAGAAAUCGGAGGACAAUACUAAUCCGUAUUUGGCCAGUACACCUUACCAUGCCACUGGCGGAUAUCUGACGGUGGGCGAGGCGCCAUAUCACACGCCCCUCGCCGCCAGCUUUGUGGAGGCGGGCGUUGAGAUGGGCUACGACAAUCGCGAUUUGAAUGGCGAGAAAAUGACCGGCUUCAUGAUUGCCCAGGGCACAACGAGACGCGGCUCACGCUGCUCCACAUCGAAGGCGUUCCUGCGACCAGCACGACUGCGUUCCAAUUUGCACAUCUCGAUGAAUUCGCAUGUUACCCGCAUUAUGAUCGAUCCGGUCAGCAAAUUGGCCUUUGGCGUCGAGUUUGUCAAGGAUCAGAAGCUAUACCAUGUGCGUGCCACAAAGGAGGUAAUCCUAUCGGGCGGCUCCGUGAACAGUCCCCAGCUGUUGAUGCUGAGCGGUGUUGGGCCACGCAAGCAGCUAGCCAAGCAUCGCAUACCACUCAUCAAGGAGCUGAGCGUUGGCGAGAACCUCCAAGAUCACAUUGGACUGGGCGGUCUGACGUUUCUCGUCAAUCAGCCGGUUUCGAUUGUGGAGAACCGAUUCCAUACCAUGUCGACGGUGUUACAGUAUGCGGUCUUUGGCCAAGGACCACUUACCAUACUUGGCGGCGUUGAGGGUUUGGCCUAUGUGAAUACCAAGUACGCGAACACCACAUUGGACUGGCCGGACAUUGAGUUCCAUUUCGUGUCGGGCUCCACAAAUUCCGAUGGCGGAUCGCAACUGCGCAAGGCACACGGCCUGACGGACGCCUUCUAUCGUGCGGUCUUUGAGCCGAUUAACAACCGGGACGCAUGGAGCAUAAUACCAAUGUUGUUGCGUCCACGAAGCGUGGGCAGCAUCAAGUUGCGCAGCAGUAAUCCCUUCGACUAUCCGUACAUCAUGCCCAACUACCUGACCGAUGAGUUUGAUAUGAAGACAUUGAUUGAGGGUGUCAAGAUCGCAGUGGCAUUGUCCCGCACAAAGGCGAUGCAACGUUUUGGCUCACGACUGUCCAGCAUACGUUGGCCGGGCUGCGAUCAGCUGCCACCGUUCACGGAUUCGUAUUGGGAGUGCAUGGUGCGACGGUACACAUCGACCAUCUAUCAUCCCGUUGGCACCUGCAAAAUGGGUCCGUAUUGGGACAAGGAUGCGGUCGUCGAUGCCAAGCUCCGUGUCUACGGAAUUCGCGGACUGCGUGUCAUCGAUGCCAGCAUUAUGCCCAAAUUGGUAUCGGCCAAUACGAAUGCGCCGGUGAUUAUGAUUGCCGAGAAGGGCAGCGAUAUGAUCAAGGAGUUCUGGAUCAAGAAUACAUUAGUCUAAUGAGCCACAUCUACUCUCUCUUUCUCUCUCUCUCUCUCGCUCUCUCUCACUCUG
Messenger RNA from Drosophila grimshawi, 2059 nucleotides. RefSeq names its product glucose dehydrogenase [FAD, quinone]. Gene Ontology annotation, molecular function: flavin adenine dinucleotide binding; oxidoreductase activity, acting on CH-OH group of donors. Lineage: Eukaryota; Metazoa; Arthropoda; Insecta; Diptera; Drosophilidae. The transcript is spliced from 3 exons. The record is from RefSeq and is a predicted model, not a curated record. Bases 125 to 2005 code for a protein of 626 amino acids.